AUGGCGGUGACGGACUUCUUCGCCGGCGAGAUCGCGACGGAGCUCCUGAAGCAGCUCGUACAGACAACCCGCAAGUCCUGCCUCAGCAAGGAGAGGGCCCCCAGCUCACCCGCAUUCGAGGACCUCCAACCGAUCAUCCGCGAGAUCCAGUACUCGGGUGUCGAGCUCCUUGGCCACCGACAAACCCAGCUUGACCACUUCUCAAGGACCCUCACGGAUGGCCUCGAGCUCUCCAGGAAGGUCCUCGGCACCAACCGCUGGAACCUCUACAAGAACCUCCAGUUGACGAGGAAGAUGGAGAAGCUUGACAAGAAGAUCAAUCAUUUCAUUCAGGUCCCGAUGCAGGCCCACACCCUAGCCGACGUGCACCACAUGCGGGUGGAGAGGGAGCGACUGGACCGGAUCGAGGGGUCGGCGCGGCGGCUGGAGCAGAGCCUGUCGGAGAUGAGGAUCGGCGGUGGCGGGUGGGGGGAGGCGCUGAAGCAGAGGGAGGAGACCGAGGCGGAGUCUGACGCCUUCGGCAGCGGCGUGCUGAGUUUUGGGCCCUCGGUGGAGGUGGGGAGAAGGAAAGUGAGGGAGAUGAUUAGGGACAGUAAGGAUAUGGGGGUGAUUGGGAUAUGUGGGAUUGGUGGGUCUGGGAAGACCACUUUGGCUAAGGAAGUUGCUAAGGAUGAUGCUAUCAGAAAUGAUUUCAACGGCAGGGUCCUGUUCCAAACAGUAUCUCAGUCCCCUAAUAUAGAUGUAUUGAAGAAACAGAUUAAGGCAUACAUAAUGGGGAAUGAAGGGGUCAGUCCAUUCGAUCGGGUUCCUCAGUGGAAUAUGCAAUGGAGACCAGAAGGCAUAGAUAAUUUGGGGGCCACAAGACGAAAGACCCUGAUCGUGCUGGAUGAUGUGUGGUCGUUCUCGGAUCUUGAGCCAUUGGUUGCCAUUUCCAGGACACCCGGUUGCACAACUCUUGUGGUCUCGAGAUUCAAAUUCCCAGAAGUAACUACAGAUACUUAUGAAGUAGAAUUGCUGAGGGAACAAGAAGCCAUGACCCUGUUCUGCCACUCGGCCUUUGGUCAAAAAUCCAUCCCUCCUGGUGCUGAUAAAGAUUUGGUCAAGCAGGUGGUCAACGAAUGUAAAGGGCUUCCUUUGGCUCUCAAAGUGAUUGGAGCUUCACUAAGGGACCAAUUACCGAUGUUCUGGGUGAGUGCCCGAAAGAGAUUGGCAAGGGGAGAGCCGAUAUCCGACUCUCAUGGAAGCAAACUGUUGGAUAGGAUGGCGAUCAGUGUCGAGCACUUGAAGAAAAAGGUCAAAGAAUGCUUCUCGGAUUUGGGAUCGUUCCCAGAGGACACAAAGAUUCCUCUGGAUGUUCUUAUCAACAUGUGGGUCGAAAUACAUGACAUCGAUGAAGAAGAAGGUUUUGCAAUCGUUGUUGAGCUCUCCAACAAAAAUCUAAUUACUUUGGUUAAGGAUGUCCGAGCUGGAGAAAUAUACAGCAGUUAUUUCGAGGUGUCGGUGACCCAACAUGAUGUGCUAAGGGACCUCGCCCUUCAUCUCAACAACCAGGAGGAAGUCAACAAGCGCAAGCGACUGCUUAUGCCUAGAAGAGAAAAUGAGUUUCCUAAAGAGUGGGAAAGGAAUUCAGGCAUACCGUUCGAUGCUCAAAUUGUUUCAGUUCACACAGGUAAAAUGGAUGAAAUGGACUGGCCAAGAAUGGAAUUCCCCAAGGCUGAAGUGCUUAUCCUCAACUUCUCUUCCGACAGUUACUUCUUACCUCCUUUUGUUGAGAACAUGCAGCUCCGUGCUCUGAUUGUCAUAAAUCACAGCACUUCCAAUGCUGUCCUCCGAAACUUUUCGGUUUUCUCUAGUUUGACCAAGUUGCGAAGCCUCUGGCUUGAAAGAGUUUGUGUCCCCCAUUUAUCUGAAAGCACAACACCCCUCAAUGACAUGAGGAAGGUAUUUCUAGUCCUGUGCAAGAUCAAUGACAGCCUAGAUCCAUCAAUCGUCAACCUCCCCAGUUUUCCACGCCUAUCGGAGCUCACUAUUGACCAUUGCGAUGACUUAUUGGAGCUUCCUUCAAGCAUUUGCCUGGCCCAAUCCCUCAAGAGCCUGAGCAUCACGAACUGCCACAGCCUCCAAAGUCUACCGGCCGACUUGCACAAUCUGUCAUCUCUAGAGAUACUGAGAAUGUAUGCUUGCCCGAAUCUUAGGACGCUUCCUCGAAUUUGUCAACUUGGUUGCUUGAAGUAUCUUGACAUCUCUCAAUGUGUUAAUUUGAUGGACCUUCCUAAAGAAAUUGGAAACCUGGAGAAACUUGAGAAGAUCGAUAUGAGGGAAUGUGCGCAAAUAAGGGGGGUGCCGAGGUCUGCCUCAUUGAUGAAGACUCUUAAAACCGUGAUCUGUGAUGAGGAGGUGUCUUGGGGGUGGAAAGAUGCUGUGAAGCCGAGGGAGGAUGUUCUAGUUCAAGUCGCGGACAAGUGCUUCUCUCUGGACUGGCUCGACGAUUGACCGCAUCUCUUAUGAAAGCUUGCCACAUCACUCAGCAUUCAAUAUUAAGCAACAAGUUCUAGUCAAGCUAUUCUCGCAUCUGUAACUUUCAUAUUUUUACAUUUUAAUUUGGUCCUCCAUGUCUCGAAAACUUAUUAAGUUUUGCGUUCUGUUCAAUGUUAUUUUGCUCUGUAUAUCUGUGUGGUGGACACCGAUGAGUUCUCCGAAGACCAUCUUGCAUUUUUUUGUUUCUGGCCCCGUUUCUCCAUCUUGACUUUCGUUAAACUGACCGGAUUGUUAUGUGUGCAAUGCUGCCUGUAAUGAAUUUUGUUUAUUAAAUGA
This is a messenger RNA of Eucalyptus grandis, 2814 nucleotides long. RefSeq names its product probable disease resistance protein At4g33300. Gene Ontology annotation, molecular function: ADP binding. NCBI's taxonomy places the organism in Eukaryota, Viridiplantae, Streptophyta, Magnoliopsida, Myrtales, Myrtaceae. Gene Ontology annotation, biological process: defense response to fungus. The record is from RefSeq and is a predicted model, not a curated record.